GUAAAAUGGCGGAAUCGAAUGGGAUGGGCCUCUUAUUGUGCUCUUAAAAAGAAAAAAAUGUUUCAUGCUUUUGCAUGCCGUUUUAAAGUUUACACAAACACUUCAAAGGGGUUUAGCGGGUUGUCAGUUUUGGGAUUUACCUGCUGGUUCCUCUCUUCACUAUGAAGAUGGGAACAGAUGGACAGGAUCACAAUGAUGAUGAGGUCGUGCCCGCCAAGUCACAGACUGAACAAUGUCCAGAUGAAGAGGAGAAAAUUGAGACUAAAGCAGACAGGAGGACAGUUGGUUUAAGAUGUUACCAAGGAAAUGGAGAGAACUCAGAGGAUGACCCUAGUGAACUGGGGUCUUCUGUUGUUGCUUCCUCUGAGCCUGUAUUCCUUGUGCCUCAGCUCAGCUCACAACCUCAGUACCUGGACUGUGACUUUGAUGUGGAGCUAACAGCAGAAGUGAGUGUAGAGGAUGGCUCAUCUCUUGCUUUGUUGAUGUCUAUUACCCCCAAUGUUGGCUACCAGAAGCCAGGAUACAUUUUAAGUGGACAUUUUCUCAUGCCUCCAUCACCAAGUAUAAAAAGAAGUUCUGUGGAAUGUUUUUUGCCUUCAGGCUCUUAUCCCAGAUGGUGUUCACGUCUAAUUCAGGCCUCUGGACUGAUGAAACCUCCCUGUUCCCUCACAACCACUCAAAGAGUCAUAGAGAUCGCCAAAAGCCCUCUCCCCUCAUCACCCUCCAACUCGCCAUCAUCUCCUUCAUCUGCUCCCUCUUCUCCUUCCUCCUCCCCCUCCUCCCCCUCAUCAUCCUCUCCUGGUGGAAAAGGUACAAACUACCAUGAGGAUGAGGGCAGAGGUCAUGCAGUAGACAGCAGAGCUAGCAAAGGAACUGGAGACUGCGUAUCAUCCACUUCAUCCUCUUUUGUGCCAUCACUGUCUGUGCCGUCUUCUUCUAAUCCUCCACUCCACACAUCUGCAUCAUCCACACAUCCAUGCAAUGAUGGACAAAGGGAGGGUGUAGAGAAUGACAUAUAUGAUCCAUUUUACCCAACUGAGGGGGAGGGGGAGAGAGAACGGGCAUCCACUGAGGAUGAGGAUGAAGUUGACAAGUAUGAUCCUUUUGAACCUACUGGUUCUCCAGCCUCUGAAACAGAGGAAGAGAAAACAUUUAUGGAUGGGGAGAAUGAGGGAGGAAGCAGCAUUAACAGUGAAGGGAAUUUUAUGGCUGAUGAUAGAACAUUGGAAGUAGGGGCAGCUGCUGGAACAGAGGGGGGUCCUCCAGAUUCAACAGAAAUUGUCUCUCCAUCUUGCAUGUUUAAUAAUGUAAUUUUGGACAUUAACAGCAAGCAAUCAAUCAAGGAUGGAAUGAGAGAACAAGUAAAAAAUCUAAGAGAAAAGAGAACAGACUCUGAACACUCUGAUAUAGAAGAAGGAGAGAUUGUGGGGGCCACUGAAAGAGGAAGAGAACGGGUGAUUGAAAGAAGGGAGGUGUUGCUUCCAUCCUCAAGCAGUCCCUCUUACCUUCAAGGGAGUGGCCCAAAACCAGAGAGGAUAUUACGGGUCUUAGAGGGUGAUGGAUUUGUAUCUGUCCGUGCUGAUGAAGAAUGGGAAAGGGAACCAGUGGCUUCUGUGGGUGUGGGAGAUCUGAGACGAAAACUGACGAGCAGGCGGAAAGAGAGGUUCAGGUCUUGCCCUUCCUCUGCAUCCAUAUCACCUCCAUCUGCCACAGUUUUGUCCUUGCCCUCUCCAUCUUUUCCCACUUCUCCACCCCUAUCCCCCAAUAAAGAAAGGAGUCAUAAAUCCUCCAAGAGUUCAAAGGACAGGGAUGGACGCAAGCGGAAAGAGGGAAGAGGGGAAAAGGAAAAGAGGAAAAAAAGGAAAGAGGGGAAGGAGUCAGGUGGAGGGAGGACAGAGAGCAAAGACAGGGACAGUGUAAAGAGGAGUGGAAGAGAAAACAAAGAAAAGGAAAGGGACAGAGGGAGAAGUAGCAGAAGUGAUAGUCGCAAGAGGAAAAAGAGACGUCGGAGCACUCCAGAACAUUUAUCUUGCUCCCAAUCUCAGAAUGUCUCCCACCGAACACACGGUCGCAGAUCAUGGUCCAGCCACUCUGAGGACCACUACAAAGAUAGAGACAGAGAAAAGGAAAAGGAGAGAGCAAGAGACAGGAAUCAUGAAAGAGACUGGGAUAGAGACAAGUGGCGAGAUGAGAGGGACAGAAAGAGCGACAGAAAGAGCGACAGAGACUCUAGAAGAAGAGAUGGGCGAAAGAGAGAUCGAGAUAAAGAUACCAGAAGAUCAAGCAGCAGAGAGAGAGGGAGUACAAGAAGGAGCAGAGGAAGCAGUGUCAGAAGAGAUAGAGAGAAAGAAAUGGUGAGGGAAAGAGACCGGGACAGGAGAAGAGAUAGCAGACCUGUUGUACCACCAUCUAUUCAGGAUCUCAAUGGCUCUGAUCUUUUUGCUAUCAAACGCACCAUCACUGUUACCACCACUACAACCACCACCACAGUCCCAGGUUCACCACCUCUUGAUCAGCGCCACUCCCGCAGCCGAUCCCAGAGCUCAGACAAACACCACAAGAGAAAGAAGAAACGAAGGAGACUAUCAGAUGAUGAGGAGGGAAAGGAAGAGGAGCAUAGAAGCAGGUCUCGACCUACCUCCCUCACCCCUCCUCGUUACCAUAGAUAUGAAUCAAACCGGCCUGAGGCAGACAUGCUGUCUUUGGAUGGUGAAGCUCUGGAUUCAGACUACCCCUCACUGGAGGACUCACCGUUGCUUCCUCCUCCUCCUGAGCCCCCCCUACCCAGCCCCAGAAUGAAAUCCACUGCACCCAAAGCAAGCCGACAUCAUUUGAAGAAGAAAUCUAGAUUUGUCAAGAAAGUUGGUCAGUCUGAAUCCACCUUCUCUUCCUCUUCUCAUAGACCAAAAGCCACAAGUAAAAAUAUCCUGUCAUCUUUCUCACCACCUCUUUCUGCAUCCUCGGGCAACACUACAUCCCUUCAACAUACAACUUCCUCAUCCACUGCUCAACGGGGACGGAAAACUGGAAAAACAGGGAAGAAGGAUUCUGGGCGAUCAGGAAGGUCCAAGAAGCUUAGUGGUAGUAGUAGAAAGGGUAAGCUCCAAUCUAAAGUGUCUGUCCUUGUGCGAGAGGGUGUUAGCAGCACCACUGGUAUCUCUGGGAAGUUGGGCAUUGACCUUGGAUCUGGUGGGGUUGUUAGUGGAGCGUCAGGGCCCUCAGUUGUUGGUGGAUCUAUUGCUGUGGUGUUCCGCAGGGACAAUGAGAGCAGGUCACCAUUUCUAAAGCCCUGCUCUGAGACUCUGGCCCUUCCAGGGAGAGGCAAAGACCUAAGCAAAUCGGGGAAACAACGCAACAUCCUUGGGCCACCGUCCUCAACCAAUCCAAGUGGACUGAAGUCAAAAAAAGUCAAGCCAAGCUCUGCUACAUCUACGUCUUCAUCCGCCUCUUCCCCUACAUCAUCUUUGGCAUCAAAACGCCGAAGAAGACUUGGAAAGAAGCCCAGAGAGAAAGGGCUAUCUGUGGAUGGAAGUGAUGUUAAAAGCUCUAAUAGUAAUUCUAGCAUGGUUGGUGGUGUUUGGGUGGGAGUAUCAACAGAAAUGCAGCCAUUGGUUGGGGUUGGAUCCAAGCCAUCCAGUCCUCCUCCUGCUCUCCCUGGCCCCACUCCAUCAUCUUCCUCAUCCUCCACUUCCUCAUCAGCAAGUAUCCUUCCACCCACCUCCUCACCACCACACACAUCCCCGUUGUCUGUGCCUCCCUCUCGAGACACUAGAGAGUCGUCCCCAGACUCUCAAACUGUUGAUAGUAGCUGUAAGACGCCAGAGCCUUUAUUCCUCUCCGAGGAGUGCCCUGGUCAGUCCAAACCCAUAUCUCUCAUUCCCGCAAAGUCACCACCCAGCCCUCCCAGCCUGCUGUCAUCACAGAUCAGGGGGGAUAGCAUAUCACAGUCCACUUCCAAUGCUAAAUCUCUCCUACCAGAUGAUCAAAAGGCAUCACCACCAUGCUCCACUUCUUCAUCGGCUUUAGUAUCGGCUUCCCUCUCUCAUUCCAGUGCUCCUCUGGCAAACGACCCCUCUUCAUCCUCCUCCUCUUCAGUGUCCUCAUCUUCUGUAAACAAGCCGCCACCACCUCCACCCCCACCAGCUCCACCAUUACCGUGGAGUCUUCAAACUGGAGUGGACUGCACUGCUGGAGGGGUUUUAGCAUUGACAGCCCUCCUCUUCAAAAUGGAAGAGGCCAAUAUAGCCAGCAGAGCCAAAGCACAAGAGUUCAUCCAGGCCACAAGUCAGAUUCUCUCACAGGCUAAUCAGAACCAGUCACAGCCACACGCUCAAUUAUCCUCGUCUCUGUCAUCACAAGUUCCUCCUCCUCCUCCAUCACAUGCUCCACCUCCAGGACCCAAUCCUGCACAAUAUAUUCUCCACAGCUCUGUCCCAUUAGUUGGCUGCACCAAAACCCCUCCGACACACUUGCACCCUGGACUCUCAAUGGGUGGAGGCUGUGCUCAGACUCCACCUCCUCCAUUGCCAGCAGGAAUGUCAGGGGCGACUGGGGGCUCGUGUGAAAUGGGCUGGGACAAUGAAAGUAAAGACCCUGACAAGUAUAUGAAGAAGCUGCAUACCCAGGAGAGGGCAAUCGAGGAAGUCAAAUUGGCCAUCAAGCCAUACUACCAACGCAAAGACAUCAACAAAGAUGAAUACAAGGAUAUCUUAAGGAAAGCUGUGCACAAGAUUUGUCACAGCCGAACAGGCGAGAUUAACCCGGUUAAAGUGAGUAACCUGGUCAAGCUUUAUGUCCAGAGGUACAAGUAUUUCAGAAAGCAUGGCCGCAAGAUGGACGAAGAGGAAAAAGAGGAUAGAGAGUCUGCUUCAAUGUAUUUCUCAACAUGAUUUGACAGACUUAUUUUCUCCAUCUGCUUGAACAUAUUUUGAAAAAUCUCAUCCCUUGCACGUGUUUGGGCCCAACAAGGCUAUUGAGUGACCGUUUAUGUUAUACUGCUCUGUUCCCCCUUAUGUGUUAACAUCAUGUAAACUUGUGUACUCCACCUGCCUUCCUGUCUCUCUUUCUUGUCUUGUUAUAAAUAUGUAUGUAUAGAGAAAUGUGGUAUGAUAUAAAGAACAUGAUGAAAGUGUUUGAAAGUAUAUAAUCAAGAGGGAGAGAUUAAGACGAUACACAUUUUCUCAUUCUUUAUUUCUGAGAAGGGUGCACAUUUUAAAUUGUCUGAUAGCUUAUGCAUUUAUUACUAUUAAGAUGGAUUUUGUGUGUGAGAAUGAAUGAAAGAUUUAAGAAUUGAAUGUUGACUUUACCCCAUCUGCUUUUCUUUAGAUGCGUGAGUGCAACCUGAUUUUUCUCACCGUAUUGAAGACCAUUUGUUCAAGCGUGCUAAUUGGGCACAUUACAUACUCUUUCACCUUCACAAUUUUUGAGAUAGCUGUGGGAUGGGGGAUAUGUUCUAUCAGUUCCAUAUCUCAAGGAACAGUGAAUGUGUAAAUAGGUGGAACAAAUUUAUGUUUUUUUUUUUUUUUUUUUUUUUUAAUACUUCCAGGCAACUGAAAUUUAAACUGACAAAAUGUCACCUAGUUACAGCAUUUGUUUUCCCCAGUCAUAAUUGUACAAUAUAAUUUAGUCAGCGAAAGACAUUGGAAGAGAAUAACGGUGUGUAUUUAAACGCUGGAGAUAAAUGCAUGCAUUUCGGAUUUUAUUUGUACUGAAGAGAACUGUGGUGAUUUUGAGGCUCACUUAAGAGAUAAAGUUGUGCCCUUACUUCCAAGGAAAAAGUGAGACUGUCCUUAACCAAAUCAUUUUUUUUAAAGACUUUUAGUAGUAGUUUAACAUCAAAUGUGACUGCUUUUUCUCCUAAUUUAUAGGAAUUCAUAUGGUCAACGUCUUCUUUUCCAGCUCUGUAUUAUUGCAUUAAGGGGCACAAUUAUUUAUUUUGUCAGAUAAACUAGAACCUUUGAUAAAUAGGAUGUUACGGUUUCUCUCAUAACUCGUUGCACAUAACAUUAACUCAGUAGAUGCUAACUGUACAAAAAUGCAAAUAAACAACUGUGUUGACUGUUUACAAAUAUGGCACCACCAUGUUGGUGAAAGUAACAACAGAGUGAUCUCAGAUAUACCAAUGAACAAAAUCACACUUUUCUUUGCAAUUUAGCCAUUGGGAUGGUUGAUUUUGGCCUGGUCUUUCUAAUCUCUAUUGCUUGAUUAUGUGAGUAAAAGCUGCAUUGAAAUUGGUGGGAAGGACAGCAUGGACUGGUCAGUCUGCAUUUUUUCAGUACUACCACAUUUGUCAAUAUAGGUUUCACUGUUACACAAGGUGAGUUUUUUUUUUCUUCCAGUAAUCCCUCCUGACAGCACACGAACUUCACUACAGUCAACAUUUAAAGGUACUUGUUAGCUUAUACCUUUAUUGUUUCACUUAACAUUUUUGGUAAAAUAUUUGUGCAGUCCAGUGAGAAUCUGAUAGUACACUGAUAAAUUCCAUGACUCAGAAUGGCCAAGAAUAUAAAACAAAAUUUACACAUUCACCUGACAUCCUUUAACAACUAAAUUGAUAAUUUACAACAUAACAGCUACACGACAACAUAAUGACUUAGCACCAUGUUUUACACCACUCGCUUCUACACAAUUUUAAGCAUUGAGUGAGACAGAACUAUCUAAACAAACCCAAUUCUUGAUAUAUCCUAAAUUAAAUCUGUACAAUGCUGUAUCUUUUAUUUUUGAUAC
Xyrauchen texanus (razorback sucker) is the source of this 6726-nucleotide messenger RNA. Its product is annotated as splicing factor, arginine/serine-rich 19-like. The coding region runs from base 162 to 4889 and encodes 1575 amino acids. Gene Ontology annotation, molecular function: RNA polymerase II C-terminal domain binding. Lineage: Eukaryota; Metazoa; Chordata; Actinopteri; Cypriniformes; Catostomidae. The record is from RefSeq and is a predicted model, not a curated record. The transcript has 10 exons.